Dendronephthya gigantea is the source of this 717-nucleotide messenger RNA. RefSeq lists its product as uncharacterized. The transcript is spliced from 2 exons. Bases 234 to 677 code for a protein of 147 amino acids. The record is from RefSeq and is a predicted model, not a curated record. NCBI's taxonomy places the organism in Eukaryota, Metazoa, Cnidaria, Anthozoa, Malacalcyonacea, Nephtheidae.
CUCCAAGGGGAACACUGUGGAUCUUCGGGGACUCAUUAGGAGUGCGAUUUCAUUUUUCACUUUCAACUAAACCGCUGUGCAGGCGAAUAUUCGAGCAAUGCAGGCACAGUUAUAACUGGUUGUACCCAUUUCCUGGUGAGAACGAAGUGCUCUCAAAAUCAAAGUAUAAUAACCUUGAUUUUCAACCAACUAUAAUACUUGACUCAAUCAGAGAUGUUCUACGUGAUACGAGCAUGAAAACCCGAUACAGUUUAUUGGUUUUGAACCUAGGGCUACAUUACCCAGUAUCCUUGAAUUUCACGACAUAUCAAAAGUUGAUUGAUGACGUCAUACAAAUAUUGAACGUGCGUGAAAACGAACUGGGGAGUAAUGCGAGGGUUAUUUGGAAAACCACAACUUCGUUGCGAAAAGAGAAAACUAAACCACCAAGAAAUGCGACACAGUGGAGAUUUUUCACCGAACCACGUGUAAGGUUAUUCGACACCUACGCCAUGUGGGCAAUGUGUAGGGCUGGCAUUGAAGUUUUAGACGUGUUUCCAUUAACCGCCUCCUAUCCGAAUGGCACUAAAGACAUUGUUCACUACAGCAAUAAUGUGUUUAACGCAGCAGAAAUAGCUUUAGAGAAUUACGUUAAGGCUGGACCUGCAUUUAGAAGCACAAGAGUUUGUAUGAAGUAAAUAUCACGCUAAAUGUUUUUGACGCUGUUUGUUUGGCAGU